This is a messenger RNA of Anguilla rostrata (American eel), 4448 nucleotides long. It is a transcript of the gene urad, whose product is annotated as ureidoimidazoline (2-oxo-4-hydroxy-4-carboxy-5-) decarboxylase. Gene Ontology annotation, cellular component: peroxisome. The transcript has 2 exons. Lineage: Eukaryota; Metazoa; Chordata; Actinopteri; Anguilliformes; Anguillidae. The record is from RefSeq and is a predicted model, not a curated record. Gene Ontology annotation, biological process: urate catabolic process; allantoin metabolic process. Gene Ontology annotation, molecular function: 2-oxo-4-hydroxy-4-carboxy-5-ureidoimidazoline decarboxylase activity. The coding region runs from base 300 to 851 and encodes 183 amino acids.
AAAACACCAUAAAAGGGCAAGAUGAAGAAGAAGUUCAGUUCACUGUGUUGUUAUAAAUAUUUUAGGAUUUUAUGGCGAGCCAGAUCGAAGUAGUGGAUACCCAUUGUUAAUUAGCAUAUGAACGGUGGGUUUCGUAACACUGACAAAUUUAAUCGCGGACUGUUUGACAAUCUGGUGCGCAAACACACCAGCCGGUCAGCAGUCCGUGCUCUGCCACAGGUCUUUCGGUCAUUCACCCGAGAACCUACUGUAGAUUGCAAUAGGGUUCUUGCCUGCAGAGCCUACUCACAGCCGCAAAGAUGGACAUCGGUGAAGUCAACUCGCUCUCCUGUGAGGAAUUUGUAGAGAUUUUUGGCAACGUGGUGGAGAAAUGUCCCCUUGUUGCGGCCGCAGUGUGGUCGCGGAGACCGUUCAAUUCCGUCAGCGACAUCGAGGCCGCGAUCGCCGACUUCAUCGACAGCAUGCCCAACUCAGGAAAAGAAGGGAUCCUGAGGUGUCACCCAGACUUGGCGGGGCGGGACCUCCAGCGAGGGACGCUGACGCGCGAGUCGCAGGCGGAGCAGAGCCAGGUCGGCCUGACACAGCUGGACCCGGCCGAGGCGGCGCACAUCAACGCGCUCAACGCGCAGUACAAGCUGCGCUUCGGCUUCCCCUUCGUCAUCUGCGCCCGCGCCAACGACAGACCCGCCAUUCUGCGGCAGCUCAGCCAGCGCCUCGGCAACCAGCCCGCCCGCGAGCUCCCGCUCGCCGUCGAGGAGGUGAAGAAGAUCUGUCACCUGCGCCUGCAGAACCUGCUGUGCCCCGUCUUGCCUGGGCCUGCCCAGCUCGGUUCCACCCCUCCCAAACUGUAACGCAGCUGUCUGACCCGUCUCUGCCUGAGGCAGCAUCUGCGGCGAGGCCUUCUGAUCUUGGGGAAACUCUUGGGUCGGUUUGUCUAAAGUCGACUGUUACAUCAGAAGUGGUCGGAAGUUUUACGUAACGUCGUUGUGAUCAUCACCGCCGUCAGGAGUCUCAUUCCUGCCUUAUUAUUUAGGAGUCCACCCAAUCUGAAUACACUGUGUCUUUAAUUUACUUGAAUAUCUUCAAUUACAAAUACGAAUUUUAAAAAAACAUAAUGGUAGUGUAUUUGUUGCCCUUUUGUCAGCAUCAGUGUUAGUGUAAAUUCCUCCCUGAUGCACACAGUACAUAAAGAAACCUGAAUACUUUAGGCCCAGCCUGUAAGAAGCUGUGACCUUUAGUUACCAUUAGUGACUUUAAACUUCAUCUGAUCUAUUCUCAUAUAUCAGCUGAAAAGCCUGAUCCUCUGAAGCAAGACCAUUUUAAGCAAAAGCAGUCAGCCUGCAUCCUUUUUCCAGCUUCUCAACAGGACCACAAGGACAGCAUGAGAUCUCAUUGCAAGAUUUUUUAUUAAGAGCGCAGACUAGGAGUGCUGUUGAUUUACUGAUUGAUUGAUUGAUAAAUAUGUUUGAUCACAACAUCAUGAACAACGGCACACACGGAGUAAGUAUUUUAAUUAAAUAUGUGUAUGUUGAAAUUUAAAAAGAAAGGUCGCACACUCUUCCCUCCGAUGCAGUUUUUAAAAAAUUACCAAUGCUUUGGCAGCAGCCCGUCUUCAUCAGGGGUUUAGCGCAACAAAUAUCUCACACAUGCAUACAGAUUACUGCCAUUGAAUUCACCUGUGAGACAAGAUCAUGUGAUCUACUCGCAAAAUGUUACUAUGGACAGAAUUUAUUUGAGUGAAUUGACACCAAAUGUUGAAUGGGUAAUCAAAUGUCAUGAAUUUAUCCUGCCAAGUGUCUGAAUUGAUCUGAAGAAAGGAUUGAUGCCAGCCCAGAGGUGAAUGGUAAUUAAAUUAUCGAUCUUAAAAGAGAGUCAGCUCAUUUUUUAAAUGCACCAGCCACGGAGGCCAACUGCGAAGACUUCAACAAAAUUGGACGUUUGAGGCCCCUCUGCUCAUUGGGGCCCGUUUCAUUUGAAGCUCUUGUACCUGCCACGCCAUGCUUUUGCUUCAUUCACAAUUCAAAUCCAUUCCAGAGGUUGGGAAAAGCUGAAGUUGAAAUGCAGUCUCCACAGUGGCUGAAUUAAUAUUUAUGGGAGAGUUUGAGGAAGAAUAAACGCUAUUAGACAUACCGUAUAAAAAAUAAGAGUACAAAGAGUAAUAAGGCUGAAUAUUGUAAUAUGCGUGCUAAGGUUAAAAAAAGAGUUAAAGAUAGCUAAGAGGCUCUUUGAAAGGCAAGUUGCCCGAGAUGCAGAAAGUAAUCCUAAACAGAUCUUUCAAUAUUGCAGCAAGGAGUGGAAAAAUAAGGAGUAAGUGCAGUGCAAAUAAAGAAGAAGCUUUACUUUUUAAGAAUAAGGAUAUUACUGAUGCCUUAAAUAGUUAGUUUAUUGAGAGUUUUACCAAAGAGGAGGUUAUUGAUGGGCUGGAACAAUAGGCCUGAGAAUAUCUUCUCAGAUACUGAGAUAGGGGAUAGAGAAGUACCAAAUAAAGUGCACAAACCAAAGACAAGUAGAACCUUUGGCCCUGAUGGCAUAUACCCAAGGGUACUCAAAAUUUUGAAUAUUACCUAUGGAAUUGCACAGGAUGGCAUUCUUUGGCCACUUCUCUUCUCAUUGUACAUGCUUCCACUUGGUAAUAGCAUCUGUCAACAUUGCGCUCAUUUUCAUUUCUAUGCAGAUGACAUGUAACUGCAUAUACUGUAUUUGUGGACCCAAAUGACCCCAAUGCUCUCAGUGCAUCGACUACCUGCUUGCCUGCCAACAAUGAGAGGAUGGCAAAUCAUUUCCUGAAAUUUAAUGAGAAUAAGCCUGAAAUACUUUCAGUUGGCCCCAAAUCAAAAAGAGAUUGAAAAUUCUGGCUCCACCCAGUGAGAAGGGAAAUUCAAAAUAAUAUCUCUUCCUUAUCCCAUUUACUUCUCCGUGACAGAAAUGAGCUCCAUUCAACACCAGCGGUGUUGACUAUUUUCUCAUACUUCUCAAAUUCUGCUGCAGAGAAAUGACCCUUCACCUCUCACACAGAGAUAACAAUGUAAGCUCUUACAACGUUCUCCAUUUACUCUCAUUUCAGAGCUUUCUAUUUGCCUGAAAUGAAUGAGAUAACCACAAGAUCCAAGAAAAUAACCCCUGAGAAAUAAUGAGAACUGCGUUUUUCUUAUGGUUCUUCUUUGUUCACUGUUCACUGUUUGAAGCAGCUGAUUUUUCCUCUGAGUAUGGACAAAAUCAGUAGUUAGAAAUCUGGAAGCCAUUUUAGAUUCGGACCAAAGUUUUAAACCUCACAUGAGCACACUGACCAAUACUGCUUUCUUUUAGUUUAAGAAGUAUUGCUAAACUUAUUCAGAAUGCUGCAGCCAUAAUUGUACUUUUUAAUAUUUUUUAUAUUAUUUCUAUCCUGUCUGUAUUACUUUGGCUCACUGUGUCUGUUAGAACUAAUUUUAAAGUUGUUUUUCUAUAAAGAACUAAUGGGCUUCACACCUACUUACACACUAUUAAAAUCAACAGCCUUUUUUAGUCAUUGCGGCAUUUGGUCCGCCGGAGAGGCGGAUUGGUAUCGGCUGCGCCGGCUGGUGGAGAGAGCACACACACCUGGGUUGCAUUAGUUAAUCAGCCCAGGUGCUUAAAGGUGUGCUGCUCUCCACAGUUUGGGGGCGAGACCGGGAGCUAACACCAAGAGCAAGUUUCUUUAUUUGAGUUGCGUUUAAUUUCAGUUUUGUUUCUUUUAAUAAGGCGGGGAGCAGUGAACCCCCACUGAAGACCAGUGGAGCUGGUCUGCUGGAUAGCAGUCCAGCUACAGAGCAGGGAACUGAAAUAGUUAUAUUUUUUUAUUUUAUUUUUCUUUUUUCUUUUAGUUUAUCAUUUUAUUUUCUUUUGUCUUUGUUAUUUUAGCUCUUGUUGUUUUAGUUUAUUGUUUUUGCCCGGAACCUGUGAGGGUCAAGGGUGAAGGUGUCCGUUCAUUUUAUUUCAUGUUUGUGUGGAUGCGCUCUCUCUCUCUCUCUCUCUCUCCAUGUGACACGCAACGGUGUUCCCCGUCACUGCCGCAUCUCCCUCCCAGGAGUUUCACACUGGCAUGUGAUAGUCAUGUUCACUUGUUUAUUCUCCUCACCUUAAUGUAUCAUGAUCAUUCUUGAAAUUACCGGUCGCUGCCAGGAUCCGAUUCAAAGCCCUGACCCUUGCCUACACUGCCGCCAACAGGACAGCCCCCAUCUACUUGCAGGACAUGACUCAAUUCUAUGUGCCUGCUCGACCACUCCGCUCUGCAGCAGCAGGGCGUCUUGUAACCCCUCCCACCCGCCCAAAGGGAUCACAGAGCUUCUCCACCCUAGCUCCCCAGUGGUGGAACGAACUCCCCGUCCCUCUCCGAACCUCCCCCUCACUAUCCAUCUUCCGCCGUGGCCUGAAGACUCAUCUCUUCAGACUAUACCUAGAAUAACCACCACCAUGCUGUGUAUAUAUAU